GAAAAAUAAAAUUGUAAAGUCUCAAUGAAAAGCCCUCUCUCUCUCUCUCUCUCGCAUACUGUUGCGCAUUUACAUACCUACCUGCAGGUCCUGCACCAACAUAUCUCUAAUUUGUAGUGUUUUUAUCACUCUGCAGUCUGCACACCACCGCAUCAGGAUCUGUGUAUAUGACGGCUCGCUUCGGAUUUCGUAUUUAGGAAAUUCUCUUAACGGAACGUACAAGAUGGCUCACCCUGGUGGUGGUGCAGAGGCCCAUGCUCGGUUCAAGCAGUACGAGUAUAGAGCUAACUCGAGCCUUGUCCUCACCACUGACUCUCGCCCUCGCGACACCCAUGAGCCUACUGGUGAACCAGAAUCCCUUUGGGGGAAGAUUGACCCAAAAUCCUUUGGGGACCGAGCUUAUAGGGAUAAACCCCCUGAAUUGGAGGAGAAGCUCAAGAAGUCCAAGAAGAAGAAGGACCGGGAGGCUGUUUUUGAUGCUGCUCCUCCUAGGAGCAAAAAGAGGCGCCUUCAGGAAGAAAGUGUCCUCACUUCUUCGGAUGAAGGUGUUUAUCAGCCCAAGACUAAGGAGACAAGGGCUGCUUAUGAAGCCAUGCUCAGUGUUAUUCAGCAACAGUUGGGUGGGCAGCCUCUCAAUAUUGUAAGCGGUGCUGCUGAUGAGAUUUUGGCCGUCCUCAAGAAUGAAACCAUCAAGAAUCCUGAUAAGAAGAAGGAGAUUGAGAAGUUGUUGAAUCCCAUUCCCAACCAUACUUUUGACCAGCUGGUAUCAAUUGGGAGGCUUAUCACUGAUUAUCAUGAUGGUGGUGAUGCUGGCGAUGCUGCUGUUAAUGGAGAUGAUGGCCUUGAUGAUGAUGUUGGUGUUGCUGUUGAGUUUGAGGAAAAUGAAGAGGAAGAGGAAGAGAGUGAUCUGGAUAUGGUACCUGAGGACGAAGAGGAUGAUGAUGAUGUGGCAGAAGUGGAUGGUUCUGGGGCUAUGCAGAUGGGUGGUGGAAUUGAUGAUGAUGAGGAGCAGGAAGCCAACGAGGGAAUGACCUUGAAUGUUCAGGAUAUUGAUGCGUAUUGGCUUCAAAGGAAGAUCUCGCAGGCUUAUGACCAGAAUAUUGAUCCGCAGCAGAGUCAGAAGCUUGCAGAAGAGGUCCUGAAAAUUCUUGCUGAAGGUGAUGACCGUGAAGUUGAGACCAAGCUGUUGGUUCAUCUGCAGUUUGAUAAGUUUAGUCUUAUCAAAUAUUUAUUGCGGAACAGGUUGAAAGUAGUAUGGUGUACCCGCCUGGCAAGAGCUGAAGACCAGGAGAAGAGAAAAGAGAUUGAAGAGGAAAUGAUGGGGUUAGGACCUGAUCAUGCUGCAAUCCUGGAGCAAUUGCAUGCCACUCGAGCUACUGCAAAGGAGAGGCAGAAGCACUUGGAGAAAAGCAUUAGGGAGGAGGCUCGGCGACUGAAGGAUGAAACUGGUGGAGAUGGUGAUCGCGAGCGUCGCGAGCUAGUUGAUAGAGAUGCUGAUGGUGGUUGGUUGAAGGGUCAGCGACAACUGCUUGACCUUGAGAGCCUUGCCUUUCACCAAGGUGGCUUGUUAAUGGCAAACAAAAAAUGUGAGCUUCCUGUGGGUUCUUAUAGAAAUCAUAGGAAGGGUUACGAAGAAGUUCAUGUGCCAGCUCUGAAGCCAGUGCCAUUGGCUUCUGGAGAAAAACUUGUGAAGAUCUCUGACAUGCCUGACUGGGCACAACCAGCUUUCAAAGGAAUGAGCCAGUUGAACAGGGUCCAGAGUAAAGUUUAUGAGACCGCACUAUUCAGUGCAGAAAAUAUCUUAUUAUGUGCUCCUACUGGGGCUGGGAAAACAAAUGUUGCGAUGCUUACGAUACUUCAGCAGAUUGCUUUGAAUAUGAAUGAAGAUGGGUCAAUUAAUCACAGCAAUUAUAAGAUUGUAUAUGUUGCGCCUAUGAAGGCUCUGGUUGCUGAGGUGGUGGGCAACCUUUCUAAUCGUCUGGAGCAAUAUGGUGUCAAGGUUAAAGAGCUGAGUGGAGAUCAAACGUUGACUCGUCAGCAGAUUGAAGAGACUCAAAUUAUAGUAACAACCCCUGAGAAGUGGGACAUCAUUACCAGAAAAUCAGGUGACCGAACAUAUACACAGCUUGUAAAACUUCUCAUUAUUGAUGAAAUCCAUCUUCUGCAUGAUAAUAGAGGUCCUGUACUUGAAAGUAUUAUUGCAAGAACUGUUAGGCAAAUUGAAACCACAAAAGAGCACAUUCGGCUGGUUGGCUUGUCUGCUACACUUCCAAACUAUGAAGAUGUGGCAAUAUUUUUGCGGGUUAAAUUAGACAAGGGGCUCUUCCAUUUUGAUAAUAGCUACAGGCCUGUUCCUCUGGCUCAGCAGUACAUUGGGAUUACAGUAAAGAAGCCAUUACAGAGAUUUCAGUUGAUGAAUGAUGUGUGUUACGAGAAGGUUAUUGGUGUUGCUGGAAAACAUCAAGUGCUGAUCUUUGUGCACUCCAGGAAGGAGACGACCAAGACAGCUCGUGCAAUUCGUGAUACUGCUCUUGCUAAUGACACUCUUGGUAAAUUCUUGAAGGAGGAUAGUGCAAGCCGUGAAAUUCUUCAGAGUCACACCGAGCUGGUGAAGAGCAGUGAUCUCAAGGACCUACUGCCAUAUGGUUUUGCAAUUCAUCAUGCUGGGAUGGUUAGAGCUGACCGGCAAAUUGUUGAGGAGCUUUUUGCAGAUGGCCACGUGCAAGUCUUGGUUUCUACUGCAACUCUGGCCUGGGGUGUCAAUUUGCCUGCUCAUACUGUUAUUAUUAAAGGUACUCAAAUAUACAAUCCAGAGAAAGGAGCAUGGACCGAGUUAAGCCCUCUAGAUGUCAUGCAGAUGCUUGGUCGUGCUGGAAGGCCUCAGUAUGACACCUAUGGUGAAGGCAUAAUUAUAACAGGACAUAGUGAAUUGCAAUAUUAUCUAUCUUUAAUGAAUCAGCAGCUUCCGAUUGAAAGUCAGUUUAUCUCGAAAUUGGCUGAUCAGCUGAAUGCAGAAAUCGUCCUAGGAACUGUGCAGAAUGCUAAGGAAGCGUGCAAAUGGCUCUUAUACACUUACCUUUGUGUUCGCAUGGUGCGGAAUCCUACCCUCUAUGGUUUGGCACCUGAUGUUCUGAAACGAGAUGAAACUUUGGAGGAAAGAAGAGCUGAUCUGAUCCAUUCAGCUGCUACAAUAUUGGAUAAGAAUAACCUGGUGAAGUAUGAUAGGAAAAGUGGAUAUUUCCAGGUCACUGACUUGGGCCGCAUUGCUAGCUAUUACUAUAUAACUCAUGGGACAAUAUCAACAUACAAUGAGCAUUUAAAGCCAACAAUGGGUGAUAUCGAGCUUUGUCGUCUGUUCUCCCUUAGUGAAGAGUUCAAAUACGUAACUGUGAGACAGGAUGAGAAGAUGGAAUUAGCCAAGCUUUUAGACCGCGUUCCAAUACCAAUCAAGGAGAGUCUGGAGGAACCUAGUGCAAAAAUUAACGUUUUACUUCAAGCGUAUAUUUCACAGUUGAAGCUUGAAGGACUGUCAUUAACAUCUGACAUGGUUUUUAUUACUCAGAGUGCUGGACGUCUAAUGCGUGCUCUAUUUGAGAUAGUUCUGAAGAGGGGAUGGGCCCAAUUGGCCGAGAAGGCUUUGAAACUAUGCAAAAUGAUAGGCAAGAGGAUGUGGAGCGUGCAGACACCGCUCCGUCAAUUUCAUGGUAUUCCAAAUGAAAUUUUGAUGAAGUUGGAAAAGAAAGAUCUGGCCUGGGAAAGGUACUAUGAUCUCUCUUCGCAGGAGAUUGGUGAACUCAUUCGUUUUCCUAAGAUGGGAAGAACACUCCAUAAAUUUAUUCAUCAGUUCCCUAAGCUAAACCUGAGUGCCCACGUUCAACCAAUUACUCGCUCUGUUUUGAGGGUUGAACUGACCAUUACCCCUGAUUUCCAGUGGGAUGACAAAGUCCAUGGGUACGUUGAGCCGUUUUGGAUCAUUGUUGAGGAUAAUGAUGGCGAAUAUAUUCUUCAUCAUGAAUAUUUCAUGCUGAAGAAACAGUAUAUUGAUGAGGACCAUACUCUGAAUUUCACCAUACCCAUAUAUGAACCGCUACCUCCUCAGUACUUCAUUAAUGUUGUGUCUGAUAGAUGGCUAGGGGCUCAGACUGUUCUUCCAGUUUCUUUCAGGCACCUCAUUUUGCCUGAGAAGUAUCCACCUCCAACAGAGUUGCUGGAUUUGCAGCCCCUUCCUGUGACAGCACUGCGGAACCCGGCAUAUGAAGCCCUUUAUCAACAAUUCAAGCAUUUCAAUCCUGUCCAGACCCAGGUCUUUACCAUCUUGUAUAACUCAGAUGACAAUGUUUUGGUUGCUGCGCCGACUGGUAGUGGGAAGACCAUAUGUGCUGAGUUUGCCAUUCUAAGAAAUCAUCAAAAAGGACCUGAUAGUGUCAUGCGGGCUGUGUAUAUUGCUCCUGUUGAAGCUCUUGCAAAGGAACAGUAUCUUGAUUGGAAGAAAAAAUUUGGAGAGGGUCUUGGAAUGAGAGUGGUUGAAUUGACAGGGGAGACUGCAACCGACUUGAAGCUUCUUGAGAAAGGUCAAAUAAUUAUCAGCACCCCUGAGAAAUGGGAUGCUUU
This is a messenger RNA of Sesamum indicum (sesame), 4611 nucleotides long. Its product is annotated as DExH-box ATP-dependent RNA helicase DExH12. Gene Ontology annotation, cellular component: nucleus. Gene Ontology annotation, molecular function: ATP binding; nucleic acid binding; ATP hydrolysis activity. Lineage: Eukaryota; Viridiplantae; Streptophyta; Magnoliopsida; Lamiales; Pedaliaceae. The record is from RefSeq and is a predicted model, not a curated record.